AUGGACGAUCCUGACGAUCCCCACGCGGCUCGCUUCUACACCGCCUCGAUUCUCAUUGCCGUCGAAGCCCUUUGGGACCGCAACGUGGUCUACAGGGACUUGAAGCCGGAGAAUGUGAUGCUUGACCAGGAGGGCUAUGUGAAGAUCAUCGACUUUGGAGUUUCCAAGAAACUGGGCGAGUUGGAAAGUCGUACCUACACUGUGGUCGGCACACCCCACUACAUGGCUCCGGAGGUCUUUCAGGGCAAAGGCUACGGGGUCGAAGUGGAUUUGUGGUCCCUGGGCAUCAUGCUCUUUGAAUUUGUCUGCGGUUACUUACCCUUUGGCACCAACUUGGUCGAGCCGCGACAAGUGUGCUCCGCCGUGUUGCGAGGGAAGCUGAAAUUCCCAUCUGCCUACAAGGACGAGAUUGGCCGCGACCUCAUCAAAGGCCUUUUGACACAGCCGGUGCUAAAGCGGCUCGGCGCUGGUGUGAACGGUCUUCAGGACGUUUUCAAGCAUCCCUUCUUCGAGAUUCCAGGCCCCUCGAGUAUGUUCGACAAGCUCUUGGGGCGUGAAUUGGAACCUCCCUAUACACCCGGACCUUGGAGGCCGCCCACGGAUCAAAAACGACCUCACGGCUACUCAAAGGAACAGUUCGAGCUCUUUGAGCAUCCCUUCUCCAAAGGUCAGGGUCCCGAGGUGGUAAAGCAGAACGGCUUCUUCUGCAACCUGGCAGCUGAAGUGCAGUGUCUUCCGCCGGAACCGGUGAACGCUGCAGAUGGCGGGGACACGGGGGUGCUAAGCGAUGAGCGCCUUGCUCGUUUGCUGCAGGAGCAGAGUCCGAUUACUGAGAGUCACCAGACCGAAGUCAGUGAUGAAGAACUGGCGCGACGCCUUCAAGCGGAAGAGGAUCUGGGCGAGCGAGACUCUCGGGAGCGCUCCGGGCGAAGGAACCUACACCGGUCGGGUGAAGCAGACUGGCGACGAUCCUUCUCAGCGAUUCUGCUGAGUGGUGGCACCUGGAUGGGCUGCAUCUCGGGGCUGCAAUUGGCGCAAUGCUUCAGUUGCGGCCAGGCCGUCCAGUGGAUUUGCAGCAUCGGCGGCGGGCUGAUCGGAUAUUUUGCCACUUUUGAGGAUGCACAUCGAUGGCGGCGGCAGGACACACAUUCUGAUUCAGACGAUGAUGAUCCUUUCAUUCAAGGUGUAGCCCCGGAGGAUAUCGAAGGUCACACCGUAGGUCAUACUUUCCAUGGUGCCAGGGAUGCACAGGCGUCUGGCAAUCCCGAGCACUUGAAGUGCAUGGUUUGUAUGGAGGAGUUUGCGGAUGGCGAGACUUUGCGGAGUUUGCCUUGUCUACACAGGUAUCAUCAGAACUGCAUUGACCAAUGGCUGGUUCGAUGUGCAGCAUGUCCCAUUUGCAAGCAGAAUAUCACUGCGCCUCAAAAUCUUUCGUCCCGAAAUGUGGUGGAGAACGCAUCGACCAAUGGAUUUGCUAGGUUCUUUCGAAGGCGGGCAUGGUCAUGA
Cladocopium goreaui is the source of this 1506-nucleotide messenger RNA. The record is from the annotation of a GenBank genome assembly. NCBI's taxonomy places the organism in Eukaryota, Dinophyceae, Suessiales, Symbiodiniaceae.